Molecule: messenger RNA, 4587 nt
Organism: Cucumis melo (muskmelon)
Lineage: Eukaryota; Viridiplantae; Streptophyta; Magnoliopsida; Cucurbitales; Cucurbitaceae
Product: RNA-dependent RNA polymerase 6
Exons: 4
Coding region: 778-4371 (1197 amino acids)
Biological process (GO): siRNA processing
Cellular component (GO): nuclear RNA-directed RNA polymerase complex
Molecular function (GO): RNA binding; RNA-directed RNA polymerase activity
Source: RefSeq, a predicted model, not a curated record
AUUUAAAAAGAUGCAAACCAAAAUAAUUUUGGUUUCAGAAAACCCAAAUAACAAAGGAAAUAGUUACAAACGACCUCUUAGACUUCAUUUUGGUAUUGCUAUUGGCCCGACCGUCCCAAGGAAAGAAAAACUUGGAAAAGGAAGUAUAUAACUAAAUAUUGAAGCAGUUUGAAGAAAAAUGUGGAAAGCCACCGGAAGUUGCCGCGCCGUCGAAAGAUUUCGCCGGGUCGAUUUCCUUUUCCUUUGUAUUACGUUUUAGGGUUACUUUUACUAAAGGUCAAUUCCGACAUUACAUAGGCCAAUUUGUUCAAAAAUCUCGAUCUUGAAAAUUGUCCAAAAGAUUUUUAAUCCUCUUGUCAUAUUCCCAUUACUUUGUACAAUUGUAAGAAGAGCAAAGCAAAAGCACAUAGUCAUGGGUAUGAAGACCGCGUCGCUCUCGGUCAAUAUUCCACCAUAAAUUAUUACUUCACUCCUAAACCUUACUCAAGAAGCUACCCACCCGUACAUAUCAGCUUAUAUAUUUAAAAUCUUAAUGGUCUCAGCAAUCUGCAAAGAUUUCUGAUUCUUGCGAGUAGCAGUUAGAGGAACCCAAAUUCGCAAGUUAUUGUUUUUAUUUAUUUAUUUAAGCUCAGUUUGGAUUUCACUCAUUCUGAAAAGGAUCUAUUUGUUGACAUCAUGACAAAGCUUUUACAAACUAAGACGUUUUCCUAGCCUGCUAACAAGGAUCACAGUCCUUUCCUGUUUACGUGUGAGAGGUGAUAGCAGUCAGAGAAAUAAAUGGGAUCAGAAGAAAGUGAAAAGAUAGUGGUAACUCAAGUAAGCUUUGGCGGAUUUGACAGUGAUGUUAAAGCUAGAGAUCUUAUGAGUUAUCUGGAAUCCGAGAUUGGGCUUGUGGACAGAUGUAGAUUGAAAACUUCUUGGACUCCUCCAGAAUCAUACCCAGAUUUUGAAGUCAGCAAUGUUGCUAAUGUUAUAAAAUCUGAUGAUUACAAGAAGGUGGUGCCUCAUGCAUUUGUGCAUUUUGUCUCACCUGACUCUGCUGCUGAGGCUCUACAUGCUGCAGGUCGUGGCGAGCUUCUUUUUAACGGUAAAUUGUUGAAGGCGAGUUUGGGGCCUGAGAGUCCUUUUCAUAUAAAUCAGAGGCGAAGGACUAAGGUUCCCUUUAAGUUAUCUGAUGUGCAAGUUGAUAUAGGGAACUUAACUUGUCAUGAUGGGUUUUCAGUUGCUUGGAGAGGGCCUUCGAGUGGAAUGGAUUUUCUAGUGGAUCCCUUUGAUGGAACCUGUAAAUUUUGUUUCACGAAGGAUACUGCAUUCUCUUUUAAAGAUAACAACAAGUAUACAGUUUUGAAGUGUGAUUACAAAUUGGAGUUCAUAGUGAGGGACAUUAAUCAGAUCAAAAGAUAUACGGAUACAUCAUGUUAUGUUAUUCUCUUGCAGCUUACAUCAUCACCCUGCAUUUGGUAUAGAACAGCAGAUGAUGAUAUUGCUAAAUCAGUUCCAUAUGAUUUGUUGGAUGAUGAUGAUCCAUGGAUCCGGACAACAGAUUUCACGAUUAGUGGAGCUAUUGGUCGUUGUAAUACUUUCAGAGUUUCAGUCCCACCCCGCUAUGGCAUCAAGCUGAAUAAUGCCAUGAAUUAUCUAAAAGAACAAAGAGUUCACCAGGUCUCCCUCAACCGGCCUCCCAAGAUCCUGAAUGAACCAGAUUAUGGUGUGCAAAUGACCGAUCACUUCUUUUGCAUCUUUUAUAAAGAAGACAUAUCCUUUGAGAUAUUAUUUCUGGUAAAUGCCGUAAUGCACAAAGGGAUAAUCAACCAACACCAAAUGUCUGAUAGAUUUUUUGAUUUGCUAAGAAACCAGCCCAAUGAAGUUAAUUUGGCUGCUUUAAGUCAUAUUCAUUCUUAUAGACGUCCUGUGUUGGAUGCCUGUAAGAAGCUAAAACUUGUACAAGAAUGGUUGUUGAAGAACCCUACGCUUUGGAAAAGAUCUAAAGAGCUGGUAGAUAUCGUUGAAAUCAGGAGAUUAGUAAUAACUCCUUCAAAAGCAUAUUGCUUUCCACCUGAAGUUGAACUGUCCAAUAGGGUUUUGAGAAGAUACAAGGAUGUUGCCGAUAGGUUCCUCAGGGUUACCUUCAUGGAUGAAGGCAUGAAGAAAAUCAAUUCACAUGUUUAUACCUAUUAUGUUGCCCCCAUAGUAAAGGAAAUUACUUCAAGCUCCUUUCCCCAGAAGACCAAAAUAUUUGCAAGGAUGAAACAUAUUCUGAAACAUGGAUUUCACUUGUGUGGUAGGAAAUACUCCUUUUUGGCGUAUUCAUCCAACCAACUGAGGGACCAAUCAGCUUGGUUCUUUGCUGAAUGCAAAAAUAUAAGUGUUGAUGGUAUUUUGGGUUGGAUGGGGAAAUUUACCAAUAAAAAUGUUGCCAAGUGUGCUGCUAGAAUUGGUCAGUGCUUUUCAUCUACUUAUGCAACAAUUGAAGUUCCAAGAAACAUGGUCAAUCACAAUCUUCAGGAUGUUGAGAGGAAUGGAUAUGUUUUCUCUGAUGGGAUUGGAACCAUUACUCCUGAUCUUGCGCAGGAAGUUGCAGACAAACUAAAAAUGGAUGGGAGCCUGCCCUGCGCUUACCAAAUUAGAUAUGCAGGUUACAAAGGUGUUGUUGCCACUUGGCCAUCCAAGGAGGACGGGAUCAGACUUGCUUUAAGGCCAAGCAUGAAUAAAUUUGAAUCAGAUCAUAGAAUCUUGGAGAUCUGUUCAUGGACUAGAUUUCAGCCAGGUUUUCUUAAUAGGCAGAUUAUAACCCUCCUUUCUACACUAAGUGUUCCUGAUGAAAUUUUCUGGAGUAUGCAGGAGACUAUGAUUUCAAAACUGGAUAGAAUGAUCACCGAUACAGAUGUGGCUUUUGAAGUUCUCACUGCAUCCUGUGCCGAGCAAGGAAAUGCAGCGGCAAUUAUGUUGAGUGCUGGUUUUGAACCUCGAACCGAACCUCAUCUAAGGGGCAUGCUAAUGUGUAUAAGAGCAGCACAGCUGUGGGGCCUUCGGGAAAAAGCUAGGAUUUUUGUUACUGAGGGGAGGUGGUGUAUGGGGUGUUUCGACGAGAGCGGCGUGUUACAAGAAGGCCAAUGCUUCAUCCAAGUAUCCACUCCAUUGCUUGAGAAGUGUUUCUCCAAGCAUGGGUCUCUCUUUGCUGAGACAAAGAACAAUCUUACUGUGGUAAGAGGGACUGUAGUCAUAGCGAAAAAUCCGUGCCUUCAUCCAGGAGAUGUGAGAAUUCUCGAAGCAGUUGAUGCUCCCGAGUUGCAUCAUUUGUACGAUUGCCUCGUGUUUCCUCAAAAUGGUGAACGACCCCAUACCAAUGAAGCUUCUGGAAGUGAUUUGGAUGGCGAUCUCUACUUCACUACUUGGGAUGAAAAUCUUAUUCCACCUAGUAAAAAAAGUUGGCCACCUAUGGAGUAUGCUCCAGCGGAUGUAAAGACUCUUCAACGUAAAAUUACUCGAUUGGAUAUAAUGGAGUUCUUUGCGAAAAAUAUGAUCAAUGAGAGUCUGGGGACAAUAUGCAAUGCGCAUGUUGUUCAUGCUGACCGCAGCAAGUAUGGAGCUUUGGAUGAGAACUGUAUUCAAUUAUCUGAAUUAGCUGCCACAGCUGUUGAUUUCCCCAAGACAGGGAAGAUCGUGACCAUGCCUCCCCAUUUAAAACCAAAACUAUAUCCAGAUUUUAUGGGAAAGGAAGCUACUCAAUCAUACAAGUCCACCAAAAUUCUAGGAAAAAUGUACCGCCGAAUUAGAGAUGCGUAUGAUGAUGAUGAUAUGAUCACAUCACGUGAGCUAAAUUUUACUCCUGGCGAUGUCCAUUAUGAUGUAGACCUCGAAGUGGCAGGAGCAGAAGAUUUCAUUGCAGAAGCAUGGAAUCAAAAAUGCUCAUACGAUGGUCAGCUGAGCGGUUUACUGGGACAAUAUAAAGUUAAUAGGGAAGAAGAAAUUGUCACUGGACAUAUUUGGUCCAUGCCAAAGUACGUUAGUAGGAAGCAAGGAGAGCUGAAGGAGAAGCUUAAGCAUUCUUAUAGCACUCUUAAGAAAGAUUUCAGGCAAGUUUUUGAGAAUAUUGGGCCAGAGUUUGAGCAACUCACUUGUGAUGAAAGGAAUGCAUUUUAUGAAAAAAAGGCAUCUGCCUGGUAUCAGGUGGCAUACCAUCCGACUUGGUUGAAGAAAUCAUUGGAGCUGCGAGAACCCGACGCGCCUGAGGCCAUCCCGAUGUUAAGCUUUCCUUGGAUUGCUGCCGAUUAUCUUGCACGAAUCAAAAUCAAAUGCAGGCGGAUGAAAAGUUUUGACCCAACAAAGCCGAUUAACUCUUUGGUGAGUUAUCUCUCUGAACGAAUAUGAACAUCACGAAGGGCUCUCGCACUUUUGUAGCUGAUUUAGAUAAUCUGGCUGCAAGACCACUCUGCCAGUAUAGAACAUGGUUGUAUGUAAACUUGUUGUAGCCUGUCAUGUAGCAGUAGCACUAUCGAGUUGGAUUGUACUAUAAAUUCUGAAGUUGCGUUCCUUGAAACAAUAUUGCCAUUUAUAUUUCUGAAAGUUCAAGAUGUUUGCAGGAAA